AUGUCCGGGAGUGGGACUCGUUACUUUCAAAUGCAACAGGAGCAGUUGCCGACGAUGAUGUCGUCUUUGUUAUCGUUUCAAGGACCUACUCCCGAGUCCACUCGAAUUUUUGAUGAGUUGCCCAAGGCAACCAUUGUUUCCGUCUCCAGGCCAGACGCUGGUGAUAUCAGCCCCGUCCUUCUAUCUUAUACCAUUGAAUUUCAAUACAAACAGUUUAAGUGGCUGCUAGUAAAGAAAGCCUCCCAAGUCUUCUAUUUGCACUUUGCAUUGAAGAAACGUGCAUUUAUUGAAGAAAUCCAUGAAAAGCAGGAGCAGGUUAAAGAAUGGCUUCAAAAUCUAGGAGUGGGAGAUCAUACACCAGUUGUGCAAGAUGAUGAUGAUGCUGAUGAUGAGACUAUUCCUUUGCAUCACGAUGAAAGUGCUAAAAACAGAGAUGUACCUUCAAGCGCUGCUUUCCCAAUCAUUCGGCCUGCCCUUGGAAGACAACAUUCCAUGUCAGACAGAGCAAAGACUGCAAUGCAAGGAUAUCUGAAUCACUUUCUAGGAAACAUGGAUAUUGUCAAUUCUAGGGAGGUUUGCAAAUUUCUGGAAGUUUCCAAGUUGUCAUUUUCACCUGAGUAUGGCCCUAAGCUGAAAGAAGACUUCGUUAUGGCAAAACAUCUACCAAAAAUUCCUAAGCGUGAUAACAAUAGGAAGUGCUGUGGAUGCGGUUGGUUCAGUUGUUGCAAUGAUAACUGGCAGAAGGUGUGGGCUGUAUUAAAACCUGGAUUCUUGGCCUUACUGGAAAAUCCGUUUGACACCAAGCCUUUAGAUAUAAUUGUUUUUGAUGUGCUACCAGCUUCAGAUGGGAAUGGCGAGGGCCGAGUAUCAUUAGCAACAGAAGUAAAGGAGCGUAAUCCUUUACGCCAUGCAUUUAAGGUGACUUGUGGAAAUCGGAGUAUAAGGUUAAGGGCCAAAAGUAGUGCAAAAAUUAAAGAUUGGGUUGCUGCAAUCAAUGAUGCUGGACUUAGGCCUCCUGAGGGCUGGUGUUAUCCUCAUCGCUUUGGCUCUUUCGCUCCUCCAAGAGGUUUGACUGAAGAUGGAAGUCAAGCUCAGUGGUUUGUAGAUGGCAGGGCAGCCUUUGAAGCUAUUGCUUCAUCAAUUGAAAAUGCUAAAUCUGAGAUAUUCAUUUGUGGUUGGUGGCUCUGCCCAGAACUGUAUCUACGACGUCCUUUUCUUGCUCAUGCUUCCUCCCGGCUUGAUGCUUUGUUGGAGGCUAAAGCUAAGCAAGGAGUUCAGAUUUUCAUUCUUCUCUACAAAGAGGUUGCUCUUGCUUUGAAAAUCAACAGUGUGUACAGCAAGAGAAAGCUUCUUGGCAUUCACGAGAAUGUGAGAGUAUUACGUUAUCCUGACCACUUCUCUAGUGGUGUUUACCUCUGGUCCCACCAUGAAAAACUUGUCAUUGUUGAUUAUCAGAUUUGCUUUAUUGGAGGUCUGGACUUAUGCUUCGGUCGUUAUGACACAUUUGAACACAGAGUAGAUGAUAAUCCAUCUCUAGUAUGGCCUGGAAAGGACUAUUAUAACCCAAGAGAAUCUGAGCCUAAUUCAUGGGAGGAUACAAUGAAAGAUGAAUUGGAUCGAGAAAAGUACCCUCGAAUGCCUUGGCAUGAUGUACAUUGUGCUCUCUGGGGUCCACCCUGUCGUGAUGUAGCCAGACACUUCGUUCAGCGUUGGAACUAUGCCAAGAGAAAUAAAGCUCCAUAUGAGGAAGCAAUCCCACUACUUAUGCCACAGCAUCACAUGGUUAUUCCGCACUAUAUGGGAAGAAGCAAAGAGAUGGAGAUCGAAAGUAAGAAUGGUGAAGAAAAUUUUCAAGGAAUGAAAAGGCAGGACUCUUUUUCCUCCAUGUCAUAUUUACAAGACAUACCGCUGCUUUUGCCUCAAGAACCUGAAGAGCAGGAUGGUUCCACUGGAGCCUUAAAACCAAAUGGUUUAGAUUCAAACCCCAGCAGAAGUGUUCCUUUCUCUUUCCGGAAGUCCAAAAUUGAAGAUCCAGUUACAGAUACACCAAUGAAAGGCUUCGUAGAUGACCUUGAUUCCCCGGAUCAUCAUGUUGAAAUGUCUUCAGAUCUAUUGUCACAGCGGAAUCCCAAAACUCAAGGUCCAGACUGGUGGGAAACACAAGAGCGUGGUGAUCAGGUUGGUUCUGCUGAUGAAACUGGACAAGUUGGUCCCCGUUCUUCAUGCCAUUGUCAGAUCAUACGGAGUGUCAGUCAGUGGUCUGCUGGAACUAGCCAAAUUGAAGAGAGUAUUCACUGUGCUUAUUGUUCUCUUAUUGAGAAAGCAGAACAUUUCAUCUAUAUUGAGAAUCAAUUUUUCAUAUCAGGUCUCUCUGGAGAUGAAAUUAUAAGGAAUCGGGUCUUGGAAGCACUAUACCGGCGUAUUAUGCGAGCAUAUAAUGAAAACAAGUGUUUCAGGGUUAAUGUCAUACCACUCCUGCCGGGUUUUCAGGGUGGUAUUGAUGAUGGUGGUGCAGCAUCUGUUAGAGCAAUAAUGCAUUGGCAGUACCGAACAAUUUGCCGAGGGCAGAAUUCCAUAGUGCAUAACCUUUACGAUUUCCUUGGGCCAAGAGCUCAUGAUUAUAUUUCCUUCUAUGGGCUUAGAUCUUAUGGUAAACUUUUUGAUGGUGGGAUGGGGCAGAAGAAGGAACAAGGGACAACUAAGCCUCUAGGACAGGAUAAAGGGAAUAUCAUUUUUAGUUUCUGCUUCUUUGAUAUAAGGAUGCAGGAGGGGGAAAUAAGGCUCUUGCAUAGCAUAUUCAAUUUGCACAGCUUUGACAUUGCAGUGCUUAUUGAAGACAAGGAACUAGUUGAUUCAUACAUGGGAGGGAAGCCAUGGAAGGCUGGAAAAUUUUCAUUGAGUCUCCGCCUUUCCCUGUGGUCUGAACACCUUGGUCUUCGUGCCGGAGAGGUCAAGCGAGUUACUGAUCCUAUAAUUGAUUCGACAUACAAAGAUAUAUGGGUUGCAACUGCAAAGACAAAUACCACAAUCUACCAGGAUGUCUUUUCUUGCGUGCCUAAUGACCUGAUACAUUCCAGAGUUGCAUUUAGACAAAGCUUAAGCUUCUGGAAAGAAAGACUUGGCCACACAACUAUUGAUUUAGGAAUAGCCCCUGAGAAGCUAGAAUCUUAUCAAAAUGGAGAUCUCAAGAAAACCAAUCCCCUGGACAGAUUGCGAUCAGUUUGCGGACAUCUUGUUUCUUUCCCCUUGGAUUUUAUGUGCAAAGAAGAUUUAAGACCUGUGUUUAAUGAGAGCGAGUAUUAUGCCUCUCCUCAAGUUUUUCAUUGAUUUUACCAAAUUAUUGAGCAGCAGAGCCUUAAAUUCACGGAAACAAUUUUUUUGUGAACAAACUGUAUACUAACUACGAUCGGAGGAAGCAAGAGAUCUAUAUUUUUUCCCUUCAUUUAUUUCUUGUUCAUACUAGUAUUUACAUAGAUAUCAGAUGAGAGAGAGAGAGAGAGAGAGAGAGAGAGGCCUCUAUUUAUUCAAGCCUCUUUAAGGAUGUAAUUGUUGUAUAAAUAUAAAAUUCAUUUACUUAUGUUUUAUUUUUUUUUACUUCAUUUGGUAGAUAUGUCUUGGUUGUAUCUAUAAAGUGGGAACUGGUUAAUGACAGACGGUUGGUUACAGGUUAUACCACAUCACACGACAUACUGACUGACUUGUCGAGAAUAGUUUUUACUCAUCA
Carica papaya (papaya) is the source of this 3724-nucleotide messenger RNA. The record is from RefSeq and is a predicted model, not a curated record. NCBI's taxonomy places the organism in Eukaryota, Viridiplantae, Streptophyta, Magnoliopsida, Brassicales, Caricaceae.